Messenger RNA from Eucalyptus grandis, 1305 nucleotides. Its product is annotated as peroxidase 20. NCBI's taxonomy places the organism in Eukaryota, Viridiplantae, Streptophyta, Magnoliopsida, Myrtales, Myrtaceae. Gene Ontology annotation, biological process: response to oxidative stress; hydrogen peroxide catabolic process. The record is from RefSeq and is a predicted model, not a curated record. Gene Ontology annotation, molecular function: heme binding; peroxidase activity. The coding region runs from base 175 to 1164 and encodes 329 amino acids. The transcript is spliced from 4 exons.
UGUAAGAGCUCUGUCCUGCCCAUAGCUAUUGGAUACCUCUGUCACAGUCCCUUGCUAUAGGGUACCUCUGUUACAAUCCCUUUCUGUCACAAAAUCUCUCAGGUGUGAAAUAAGUUUGACUUAGACCUUGAGAGGUCGUGCUCGUUCGUUUUUCAUCCGCCGAUAUCAGUUGUCAUGGGGGUAUUAUUGAGUGUGUUGCUACUUUUGAGUUUGUACGGAGUGGGCACUUCAGGUGGUGAAGGGGCUCUCGUUCUUGGGUACUACCAAGAGAAGUGCCCUCUGUUGGAAGAAAUCGUGCGGCAUAGUGUCGAGCGUGCAGUGUAUAGAGAGCCUCGGAUGGCAGCAUCUCUGCUACGUGUCCAUUUUCACGACUGUUUCGUCAUGGGUUGCGAUGCAUCAGUUCUUCUAGACAGCUUUGAUGGCAUGGUGAGCGAGAAGCAGGCAGUGCCUAACCUUAACUCCUUGCGUGGGUUCGAGGUGAUUGACGAGAUAAAGUAUAAUCUGGAAGAGGCGUGUCCAUACACAGUCUCCUGUGCUGAUAUUUUGGCCAUUGUUGCUCGAGAUGCAGUCGAGCUGAGAGGAGGGCCCAGGUGGGAAGUGUGGCUAGGCAGGAGAGACUCACUCAAGGCAAGCUUUGAUGGAGCCAACAAAUUCAUACCUGCUCCAAAUUCCUCCCUUGAAGCCCUAAUUGCUAAUUUCGGGCAACAGGGCCUGGACGAAAGAGACUUGGUUGCCUUAUCAGGUAGUCACACGAUGGGAAAAGCACGAUGCCUGAGCUUCAGGCAAGGAAUUUACGAGGAAAGCACUGAACGACAGUACGAUCCCUUCCAGAGAUACACCACCUUCUACGAUACCCUACAGUCCAUAUGCCCCGAGACCGGAAGUGAUAAUAGAUUAGCAUCGCUUGAUCACGUGACGCCUUUCGAGUUCGACAACCACUACUUCCUUAACCUCCUCCAAGGCACGGGUCUCCUACCAUCUGAUAAUGCCCUCAUCAAUGAAGACCAUGAAGGUGUUAUUUCGAGGCUUGUCUGGACUUAUGCCUCGGAUACAGAGGCUUUCUUCCGCGACUUUGCGAACUCGGUUGUGAAGAUGGGGAACAUCAACGUGCUCACCGAAAGUGGAGGAGAGAUCAGGAGAACAUGUCGAUUCAUCAACACUUAAUUUCUUAGAAAUGUGCAGGUCAAUCAUAUGUCUAAGCGGAAAUUAGAUUUAGCCAAUGAUUGGCUAUCGUAUGCAUCUGGGGCUUUUACAAAGUUUUGUUCUAGAAGACUCAGCGAAUCAAAUGCAAUCACUCUAGAUUUU